GCUGCGGGGGUGUUCAGUGUUCAGCUGGAACAGCCAAAACGCGAUUUUAUUAGUGAGAUCGAAGACUAUCGCGAUUUUAUUAGUGGGAUCGAAGACUAUCGUGAUUUUAUUAGUGAGAUCGAUUUUAUUGGUGAGAUUACUCCGACCGACGAAGCGGCGGGACACCAUUGUAACUUGCCAGUUACCACUUACCACCCAACUAUUGAUGUAUCACAGAUUCUUCCGCGAAUCUACAAAUUUUGCCAACUCACACGUUGAGAGUAAGCAAGCCAUCAUUCGAUGGUAUCCAGGUUCAGUACUUCUAUCUGUUGUGACUGGUGCUGAGCCAGUUAUCGCGUCCCUUCGUCAUCAUGGAACUGGACUCCAUCGACUGCUGUUUGCCUGCCACGGACAGCGAGUCGCUCAUUCCUGACCAGGAUGAACCGUGGCAAGGACUUCAGAAUCGGCGAAUUUCACCGGAGGGAUCUCGUGCUAGCUGCGUACGCCAUCGGCAAGAACGAAUCUUUUGCGCUGUAUGCCAGCAGUUUUUGGAGGAGCCUUGUUGGUUGCAUGCCAAAAGCGUUCCCAAUGAGAGCGUGGUUCCCUUCGCACUGGCCAGUCUGCCUAAAAUCUUGCACCGGGAUGUUUGCGCUGAUUCCUCCACAGGGAAGAAAGUGGUAGCGAAUGCUCGAAUCCCGCCUCACACCGUUUUCGGCCCCCUGGUGGCUCCGCUGGCGGAGAGAUGCAGCGAAACAUAUGUUUAUGCAUUUCCCAGCGCGGAAGACGGCCAGCUGCGUUUCUUCCAGCUGGACUCGGAGCUCUUCUCCAACUGGAUGCGCUACGUGCGUUUCACUGAGAAUUCGGCGGAGAAGAAUCUGGCCGUUUAUCUCCGCGGAUCGCAAAUAGUCUUUGUCAGCGUUAGGAACAUUUUGCCCGGCGAAGAACUGAAGGUCUGCUAUUCUGCUAUAUACUCCCGAACAAUUGGAUGCGCGAAUGUCCAGAGGGUAAAACAAGAGAGCGGAAGCUUUUAUGUAACAGGUAUGGAGUAUGAUGAUCAUAAUGAAAAUGCACUGCCACCGACCUCUCCUCCAACGCCAAUGGAAACCGGUUCACAUGUUGACACUUUUGAUUGGGAUGGCGAUUCGUUUGGGACGCAGAUGAUCGAAAAUAAUGCAAGUGACCUUGGGGAUGUGCUGAUUUCUCCCCACAUACGGCCCGGUGUAUCAUCAACCUUGCGCAUUUUCGACGGAGGCGAAAGUGCUCCACCACCGGUCAAUGGAUGCCUGGCGAGCGCAUCCGCUUUUGCGAUUCCCUUUCCUGCUCUCCAUGAAUCCGCAGAUUUGCGAAUGGACGACGAUGGAAGUGUGUCAUUUUUGCCGGCGUGUAGUAACAGCGGCUCACUUCCGAUUAAAGCAAACACCAUGCGCGAAGGCUCUCCAGAGAUCGAGUUCCGUCCCCCAUUCAGUAAAAUCCAAUCUCCCCGCGAAGACCGCAGUAAAACCGAGCCUAUGACAAUCUCACGAAAAAGCACCCUCCGAUCAGCCAGGAAAAUAAUGCUGGCAGAAUCUGAUGUGGAUUAUUGUGACCAGCUCGUCCUGGCAAAUUCUGACCGGGUUAUUGACAAACCCAUCCGCGCAACGAAGAUCGUGCGGAUGGAGCCGUCCCAUUCUAAUGGCACUCCAAAGGGAAAUGGCGACUUUGAAAGUGCUGAAACCCCGGAAAUUGCCGACCGACAGAGUUCGACAUUCCCGGCACGGCGGAAGAAUCCACGUAAAGCAAAAACGGAGUGCCCGGUGUGCCACAUUCUGGUGCCUAAAUUACGGGCCCAUUUGAGCCAAGAACAUCCGGAAUAUGCGUCUGAGGAUUUCAAUCAUACUUGCGAAACGUGCGGAAUGCGGUAUCGCUCGAUGUUUCGUUUACGCAGGCAUAUAUCAAUGAUGCAUGCGGCACGUGGAGCUGAAGUAACCGCGGAAUUGCGUCAAGAGGCCAUCGAGUACAUGCAAAAAACUGGGCGUCUUUCGUUUUUCUGUACAGCCUGUCAAAAGUAUUUCCUGAAUAAAUCUUUAUUGGAUAUCCAUGAGCUCUCACACGGAGUACUGAACGAUUCUCAAGCGCGGCCAGAACGAACGUGUCCCGCUUGCGAUUUCACGGGAGCCAGUUUCGCCGAAUUGGCGGUGCACACCGCGGAUCACUCGAUCCACGCCAAAGAGAGGAAGCAGUGCCUAUUCUGCCCCCAACAAGUUUUUACAUUGCCGAAGCAUUAUAAAAAAAAUCACCCGGAGUAUCGGGAAAUUAUUGCUAAAGAUUGGCUGUUUGAAUGUCUGCAGUGCAGAGUGAAAUAUCUUUCCCAGCAUCAUCUCGACGUCCAUAAUAUGCAGGCUCAUAAUAAAUAUAAAUGCAUAUACUGCGCCCUGCAGUUCGAUACUUACGCUGCACUUGGUGUCCACCAUCAGACGCAUCAGAAAGACGGCGUCUUUCCCUGUCCCAUGUGCCCACAGACGUUCCCCCUGUUCAAACUGGUUCGCAGGCAUUACGAAAAGAGCCACGACGUCAGGAGCGUGUUGGUGUGCGACGUUUGUCAGUGUGUAUGCCGGAAUAAGAUUCGCUGGAGGAUACACAUGCAGUCGCAUAACAAGGAUUUUCGGCACGUAUGCACCCAGUGCGGGAAACGAUUCAAGGCCAAACUGUAUCUUCGAAAUCACAUCCGAAGGGUGCACGAGGGGAAACACAAAGAAUCCGCGAAAAAUAAGUACAGCAAACGUAAAGAGAAGGAGAAGCAGGGCUUUCUGGAGGCGUAUCAAGAUCCGCGCAGGAAAUUCUCCUUCCAGGAGUUGCCUUACAAAUGCCACGAAUGCAAGCGGGGAUACGUGCUGCGAAGGUCACUGGUGAAUCACGUCAUAGAUAAACAUCCAGAAGUGGAUCCGCAAAGCGUACUGAAGACUGGGAGCUGUAUGGAUAUCCGUACAUUUGUAUCAAUUUUAAAGAAACCUAUCGUAGAUGAUGAACGAAAAUGCGUUUCGCUAUAGAUAACUGUUGAAUUAUAAGUGUGAAGCAAUGUUUUCGCGCUGCAGGUUUUCUCGUAGAUAUUUAUGUGUGGCUGUUGCCAAUUUGUUCUGUUUAACAAAAUGCUGAAA
Molecule: messenger RNA, 3113 nt
Organism: Paramacrobiotus metropolitanus
Lineage: Eukaryota; Metazoa; Tardigrada; Eutardigrada; Parachela; Macrobiotidae
Product: zinc finger protein 184-like
Exons: 8
Coding region: 351-3005 (884 amino acids)
Cellular component (GO): nucleus
Molecular function (GO): protein binding
Source: RefSeq, a predicted model, not a curated record